UCGUCUUUAUUAAUUGACACUGGUGGUGACAACACUAGGGAUUAGUUUAGUAAAGUUUCCUGUUUUUAUAUUGUCUUUAAUAACCGGAGAAAACUCGGUAAAGGUGUCGUUUGUGUGACGUGCUGCUCGUCUACUGUCGGAUUUACGGCAGCUGGUCGUUAUGGGAUUGACGAGAGCGGCAUGUGUUUCUCUUUCUAGAAGCUCUGCUCUUUCAACUAUGGCUCAACACAAGUUCAUCGAUAUCGGUGUGAACCUGACGGACCCCAUGUUCAGAGGCUGUUACAGAGGAAAGCAGAAACAUGACGACGAUUUCGAUCAGAUCAUCGACCGAGCCGUCAAAGUGGGAGUGGAAAAGUUUAUUAUCACAGGAGGAAAUCUGGAGGAGAGUAAAGAGGCCCUGAAGCUGAGCCAGAACAGAGGUCCGUUCUUCUGCACCGUGGGCGUCCAUCCCACUCGCUGCUGUGACUUCCAAAGGGGCGGAGACACAGAGUAUCUGAGUGAACUGAAGGAGGUGGUGACAGGAGGAGGAGGGAAGGUGGUGGCCAUAGGAGAGUGUGGACUGGAUUUCGAUCGGUUGGAGUUUUGUCCAAAAGAAACUCAACUCAAAUACUUUGAGAAACAGUUCGAUCUGGCGGAGCAGACUCAACUUCCCAUGUUCCUCCACUGCAGGAACGCCCACCAGGAGUUCUAUGACGUCAUGAAGAGGAACCGAGACCGCUGUGUCGGAGGAGUGGUUCACUCGUUUGAUGGGAAAGCGGAGGACGCCGCCGCCCUCAUCGACCUGGACCUUUACAUCGGAAUCAACGGAUGUUCCCUGAAAACCGAAGCCAACAUCGAAGUGAUGAAGUCCAUUCCCACCGACAGACUCAUGAUUGAAACAGACGCCCCCUGGUGUGGAGUGAAGAACACUCAUGCAGGAUCCAAAUACGUCAAAACUACAUUUCCCACAAAGAAGAAGUGGGAGGCGGGACAUUGUCUGAAGGACAGGAACGAACCCUGUCACAUCAUACAGGUGUUGGAGGUGAUGGCGGCGGCGAGGGGUGAAGACCCUCUGGAGCUGUCCAAGGCCAUCUACGACAACACCUGCAAAGUGUUCUUCAGCUCCAGAUGAGGACCAACAGAAAAACCAUCAGCAGCUCA
Messenger RNA from Sphaeramia orbicularis (orbiculate cardinalfish), 1140 nucleotides. Its product is annotated as putative deoxyribonuclease TATDN1. Lineage: Eukaryota; Metazoa; Chordata; Actinopteri; Kurtiformes; Apogonidae. The coding region runs from base 161 to 1111 and encodes 316 amino acids. The transcript has 13 exons. The record is from RefSeq and is a predicted model, not a curated record. Gene Ontology annotation, cellular component: cytosol. Gene Ontology annotation, molecular function: 3'-5'-DNA exonuclease activity.